Molecule: messenger RNA, 1467 nt
Organism: Brettanomyces bruxellensis
Lineage: Eukaryota; Fungi; Ascomycota; Pichiomycetes; Pichiales; Pichiaceae
Exons: 1
Coding region: 1-1467 (488 amino acids)
Biological process (GO): DNA-templated DNA replication; rRNA processing
Cellular component (GO): nuclear pre-replicative complex
Molecular function (GO): protein binding
Source: RefSeq, a predicted model, not a curated record
AUGGAUGAAGUUGCCUUUUACUGUUCAAAGGGAAGUGAUGCAGAUAAAAAGCAUUUAAGCACAUUCGGCUAUCUUUCAUCAACUCACUCUCCGAAGCAAUAUCUUCAAUAUCGACAAUGCUAUUGUGAUCGAAAUGGUGCUGUUUUAACCGGUGUUGGCCAAGAAACCAAACUUAUUACGGCUUGCUAUAAGAAGGCAUUAAUUCAAGUUUAUCUUUACGGGAAAGAGGCUCCAGAGCAGAGAAUACCUAUUCCUGAGCCACUAACAUGUAUACAGAUUAUUGAUCAUCCAACUAUUGCAUCCUCAUCUAGAAACUCGUCUGAAAAUUGGCUUCUAGUUGGUGGAAGUAGCACGGGACGCUUAUAUGUAUGGGAGCUAUCGUCUGGAUUACUUCUUGCUGUUAAAGAGUGUCAUUAUCAAUCCAUGACUGUUAUAAAGCAGUGUAAUAACUAUAUCGUUACGGGAGGUGCCGAUUCCAGGGUUACCGUGUGGAAAAUUACAGAUUUGAUCUCUGAUCAUAUAGUGCGAUCCCAGCCGUACGCUGUUUUUUCAAACCAUACCUUGCCUGUCACAGAUAUAGUAGUCUCAGCCGGGUUAGAUGAUGAUGCAAUUAUAUAUUCGUCAUCUGAAGACAGCACAAUUAGGUGCUACAGUCUCGUUUCCAAGCAACUUUUAACUACAUUUGUUCUUCCGCAAAAGGUAACUUCUCUUGCAUCCGAUCCUAGCUUUAGGGCUCUUUAUGCAGGACUUCAAAAUGGUACCAUUCGUGUAAUUAAUCUUUAUAAGGCGGACCCAAGUUCACAUGUAUUGGAGGCAGUCGGUGGCUUGGGUAAGGUUAUCACGUUAAAGCCUGAUUUGAAUAAUGAUGAAUCAAUCGCAUGUAUCCAAAGUGAAUCAGCCGAUAAAAACAAAAGUAAGGAGGAAAAUGCAAUCACUAAAACUAUUGUGAACAUUGACGGUACCACAAUCAUAUGCGGAGAUAUGAGUGGGUAUGUGUUUAUAGUGGAUAUUAGAACUAAGCAAAUUCAAAGAAAACUAAAAACACUUUCUGGACCAGUCUCACAAAUAUUAUUAUUCAAUGCAAUGUGCGAUGACAAGAAGUUAACAAGAGAUGUCAAGGAUAAGCGGAUAAUCAGGAAUAUUCCAAUUUUGAAAAGGGUUGUUGUCGAUUCCGAAAUUAUAGGAAAACACGAGAUUACAAAGAGAUUGGGUCAUCUGGAAAGUACAGCGGAAAGAUUUGACGUGGAUGAAUUUAUCAAUACUGUUCAAAGCCAACAAAAAUGUUUCGAAAACACUGGUAAAUCCGAAAUUAUUUCUAUUUCGGGUUCUAACACUAGCACAGCCACGAAACUGGGUGAAACUGCGGAGUUGAAAAAGCAGUUGGAGCAGAUGGGUGCCUCUUUUUCUACAUUGAAAUCAAAAUAUGAGGAGUUGUAUAAAGAAUACGCCACCAUUGCCAACAAAUGA